This is a messenger RNA of Saccostrea echinata, 1026 nucleotides long. Its product is annotated as large ribosomal subunit protein bL21m-like. Gene Ontology annotation, molecular function: structural constituent of ribosome. The transcript is spliced from 7 exons. The record is from RefSeq and is a predicted model, not a curated record. Lineage: Eukaryota; Metazoa; Mollusca; Bivalvia; Ostreida; Ostreidae. The coding region runs from base 40 to 678 and encodes 212 amino acids. Gene Ontology annotation, cellular component: mitochondrial large ribosomal subunit; ribosome.
UUCACUUGGAAGCACGUUUGUUUGUCGGUUUGAAAGAAAAUGAAUAUUACUUUUUGGAAAAGAUGCGAGAGUUUAGUUAAACAUGUUAACAUAUGUUGUCCAUUAGCGAACGUAUCUACAGGUUCUGUCCUGAGGAAGAGAGGACAAGAUGUGUUUAGACCCCCUCACACCGCCCCUGUGUCUUACAGUGUAAAAAGAUACUUCCACUUACAGUCUGUUUGUCUGGCCCACAGGGUAAAGGAGGCAGAUGAUCUUGCUGUUACACAAACAGAGUCUGUAAAGAAAACAGAAGGAAUUACUGAGGCUGUAAACAGUUGUAUUGAUUCUGAGGAUCUAGGAAGGCUAUUUGCUGUGGUUCAUUUGGCAGGGUUCCAGAGAAAGGUCACAGUGAAUGACCUUGUCGUCAUGGAGUCCAGCUCGUUCCCUACUGUCGGCACAAGAAUCAGACUGGAAAAGGUACUUCUGGUGGGCAGUAAAGAUUUCACACUGGUGGGGAGACCAAUCCUCAGUCGUUCUGUGGUUAACAUUGAGGCCACUGUUAUAGAGAAGACACUGUCGCCGAUGGUGAUUUCUUUCCUACUUGUCCGCAGAAAACGAGUCCGGAAAACAAAGAUGCAAAAAAAUCAGCAGACAGUUUUACUGAUCAAUUCUAUAGAAGUGAACCCCAUCAAAAAUUAACACCAAAUUCUGCUGCCAGUGAUAGACAUUGUAAAGCACCUGCUGAGGCCUACAGCACAGAUAGAAAGCAAAGUAUGAAUAGUUUGCUCUUUGCUUGUGUUCCAUUUUGACACUAUGUGAAUGUUUUAUGUAUAUGGAUUUAGCAUGAGAAGGAAUGGUUAUUCAGCAAUGUUAUAGCUCCAGUAUCAGGUUAUUAAAAGAACAAAAAAUAUUUGUCUUUUGUGUACAAGUUGGUCAUUAAAAUAUUUGUUUCCAGCAUAACUGACUAUUUUGACCUAGUUUUUUUUUGUAUGAAAUGUGUAUCAUUUAUUUAUCUUUUUUUUGUAAAUAAAAUAAUGACUAAGAUAA